AUGUUUCGGAGCCUGCUUUUCACCAUCUUGUGUGGAUUUGCAGCGGCCGAUACCAGUUCAAAAAUGGAUCAGCACUGGGAGCUGUGGAAGCAGACGCAUAACAAAGUAUAUUUUCACCAGAUUGAGGAGCUGGGUCGUCGACAGAUAUGGGAAGAAAACUUGGAAAUGAUUAACGUCCAUAACCUGGAAGCCUCUUUGGGUUUACACACCUACGAGUUGGCGAUGAACCACCUGGGAGACCUGACCACUGAGGAGAUCGCAGGAAGUCUCACAGGUACAGUUGUUCCAUCUGACCUGGACCGGAAUCCUUCAAACUUCAUCUGGGUCAACACCUCUCUACCAGAUUCACUGGACUGGAGGGACGCAGGUCUGGUAACUGAGGUCAAAAUACAGGGUAGUUGUGCCUCUUGUUGGGCCUUUAGUGCAGCCGGAGCUCUGGAGGGGCAAUUUAAGAAGACUUCAGGCACCUUGAGGUCCCUCAGUGCUCAGAAUCUUUUGGAUUGCGCCACAAAAUACGGCAGCAGCGGGUGCAAAGGGGGCUUCAUGACGCAAGCUUUCCAGUACGUCACUGAAAACCAUGGCGUUGACUCUGAUUCUUCUUACCCCUAUACAGGAAAGUAUGGUCACUGCCACUAUGAGCCACAGUAUCGGGCAGCUAACUGCUCAGGCUUUGUAUUCUUACAAGAUGGGGAUGAAGAUGCAUUGAAGGUGGCUUUGGCGAAUGUCGGGCCCAUCUCUGUUGCAAUUGAUGCUUCCAGCAGGAAGUUUGCCUUCUACCAUCAUGGUGUUUACCAGGAUGACUCCUGCAGCCACAACGUGACCCACGCAGUGCUGGCUGUUGGCUACGGCACAGAGAGAGGACAGGACUACUGGCUGCUCAAAAACAGUUGGGGUGUGAACUAUGGAGACGAAGGAUACGUUAAAAUGGUUCGAAACAGAUGGAGCCAGUGUGGCAUCGCUGACUACGCUUGUUUUCCCAUCAUAUGAUCAGAAGGUUCACAUUUUGGGAUG
Molecule: messenger RNA, 1011 nt
Organism: Acanthochromis polyacanthus (spiny chromis)
Lineage: Eukaryota; Metazoa; Chordata; Actinopteri; Pomacentridae
Product: cathepsin S-like
Exons: 7
Coding region: 1-987 (328 amino acids)
Biological process (GO): immune response
Cellular component (GO): lysosome
Molecular function (GO): cysteine-type endopeptidase activity
Source: RefSeq, a predicted model, not a curated record